AUGAACACCCCUGGAUCCUUCGGAAUCGUCGAUUACUCCUUCCCAAUGUGGUCCAAGAAGCACGUCGGCUCCUGGCUCGAUGCCUUCAAGCCUCGCCGCUCCUCCAGCUCCUCCUCUUCUUCGUCGUCAGCCUCUUCGUCGUCCCGAUCCUCUUCCUUCUCCCUGUCCUCGCGGGCGGGUGCCAACAGUCGGAGUGGCUCCUUGGCCUCUCUGUCAUCAAUGGGCACCGUGGAGGAGCAGGAGCACCUCAUGGCCGACCAGCCGAAGCGGGCCGCCUACGUGCCUCGACACGCGGCCAAGUCGUUCAUGAAGACGACUACCUCCAAGGAGAUUCGCAAGCAAAGCGAGAUCAUUUGA
This is a messenger RNA of Colletotrichum orchidophilum, 357 nucleotides long. RefSeq lists its product as uncharacterized. The coding region runs from base 1 to 357 and encodes 118 amino acids. The transcript has a single exon. Lineage: Eukaryota; Fungi; Ascomycota; Sordariomycetes; Glomerellales; Glomerellaceae. The record is from RefSeq and is a predicted model, not a curated record.